AUGCUAUUAUUAACUAUAAUCACCACGCUGUACAUCAGGUCCCCAGAACAUACUCAUAAGUGGGAGUUUGUAUCCUUUGACCACAUCUCCCCAAUUCCUCCACCCCCAGCUCCUAGUAACCACUCCUACUCUCGGUUUCUACGAGUUCAGGCUUUCAGGCUCCACAUUAAUUUAUCCUUCCUUGGUAUCUGUUACUCUAUCAGCUGGGAAACAUAUGUCUUGGCCCAAUGUUUCAGGGACUUCCCCAUCAUUUUCUAUACCAGCUGUUAUGCCCAGAUGACCACAUCCCUCUUUCCAGGGAUGACAGAAUGCUUCUUCCUUGCUGUCAUGGUUUAUGACAGGUUUGUUGCAAUCUCCAAUCCCCUGCAUCAUACCACCUUUAUGAAUAAUCAGGUUUGCAUACAGUUGGCAUUGGGAACCUGGGCCAGUGCCUUUUUAGUAGCAGUCUUGCCAAUCAUUGCAAUUCCUGCUUAUUAUUAUGGACAGAAUAUCAUCAACCAUUUUACCUGUAAGAUUCAGGCCCUGCUGAAGUUCAUCUGCUCAGACACUCCUGUCAGUCUGAGUCUAUGUCUGGUUAUCCGUAUAUUCACACUGCCCCUGACUUUCCCUUUUGUCCUUAUUUCCUACUUCUACAUUGUAGUUAUCAUGCUGAGGAUCCAUUCUGUUCAGGCCAGGCUCAAACCUUUCUCCAGCUGUGUCACCCAUCUAACUGUAGUCACCAUAUUUAAUGGCAAAGCCAUCUACAUAUACCUGAAACUUCAGUCAAAGGAAUCUCAGGAAGAAUACAAAUUCUUCUCAAUAUUUUAUGGAGCAGUUACUCCCAUAUUAAUUCCCCUCAUUAACACUCUGAGAAACAAGGACAUAAAAGCUACACUUAGGAAGUUAGCCAAAGAAAACAAAAAAUCCUAA
Messenger RNA from Nyctereutes procyonoides (raccoon dog), 909 nucleotides. Its product is annotated as olfactory receptor 13H1-like. Gene Ontology annotation, cellular component: membrane. The transcript has 2 exons. Gene Ontology annotation, molecular function: olfactory receptor activity. Lineage: Eukaryota; Metazoa; Chordata; Mammalia; Carnivora; Canidae. Bases 1 to 909 code for a protein of 302 amino acids. The record is from RefSeq and is a predicted model, not a curated record. Gene Ontology annotation, biological process: G protein-coupled receptor signaling pathway.